Eimeria necatrix is the source of this 1734-nucleotide messenger RNA. RefSeq lists its product as hypothetical. The coding region runs from base 1 to 1734 and encodes 577 amino acids. The transcript has 2 exons. The record is from RefSeq and is a predicted model, not a curated record. Lineage: Eukaryota; Apicomplexa; Conoidasida; Eucoccidiorida; Eimeriidae.
AUGGGGGAUGAACAUCGCAGAAGAGAUCAGUCUGCAGCUCCAACGGGAGCAGCUACGGAGCCAGAGACAACAGCGGCAAGAGAACAAGCAACAGGUGUUUCUGAUACUGUUGCUUCCGCUACUAGUUGCAGUUGCGGCAGCUGCCGGUUUCCUGCACGCCACUAUUUCUGCGGUCCCUCUGAAUCCUCAUUCCGACGUGCAAUUCAGCCCAGCCCUCUCGAAGCCCCUCCCCGGCGCUGUCUCGUGCAGCAGUUUGUCCGCUGCGGUUACUGCACCGGCAGCAGUCAUGGGAAGAAGGGAUCUCUCGUUCUUCGUGAACUCUUGCCCAUAGAGGCUCUCACGGAGUUAAGCGGGUACCUCCUGGGCAAUUUAUUGACCUCCCUUGUCUUCCCUUUUUGUGUGUCCGAUGCAGAGCCCUGUUGUUCUUUUCUCAGAAGCAGUAACAAAAGCAGCAGCCACAACAGCAAUACAAGCGCCUGUGAGUGCACUGUCCUGUUGCGCCAGCAGCGUAAGGGAUUCGUUUUCAUUGCAGACAGACUGAGAGCGCAGCGGCAGGGUCUGCUACUGCACAUGCAGCGGUGCGAGCAUACGAAGCAGAACCAGCAGCAGCAGAAUUUGACGCCUGCACUAGUAGUGUCCCAGUUAUUCCGCAGUAUCCGCUUUAUGUUGUUCGCGGAGGUGUUCUGGGGAGGGCGUCUCUACCACACAGAAGCAAAGGACGGAUACAGCUGCAGUUGCUGCAGCAGUUGCUUCACUUGUGGGAAGCCAGCCCUGCAGAAGCUGCAGCAACUGUAUGCAACGCCAGCUGUGUGCAGGAGCACUGUAGAAAUAGCCAGCGUCUGCAGCAGACAACAAAAUGAGGCAGAGACCGCGCAAAGGGCUGCUUCCUUCCCCGCAAGCCUGAACCGCCUACUCCUUAGCGGAACUUUCUCUUCGAUGCUGCAGCAGCUGCAACAAGUGGCCAGCGCAGUGACAGGAAAGCAGAUUCAGCAGCCAGUAGCACAACGGCAGCACUUUGCUGCACUAUUGCAGGCGCUGCAGAUGGACGCUGCAAGCUUAGAUGAACUUUUCGCUGCCCUGAUGCUUUAUGAGCUGCUUCUGCCCCCACUGCAACAACAGCAGCAGCAGCAGGUGUUUCUGCUUCAGCGGUUGAUGCUCCUUGUGGGCAAAGAUGGAUGGAAGCAACUGCGCCUCUGCCGCUUAGCCCUUCGACUCAUCUCCGAAGCAUCGCUUGGGAAUAUAUGCAGGGUACUGCGCACAUCGGCCCGGCUUCCCUUUCUGCUACAGGCUGCAGUAUACAGGCACCUGGAUGCGCUUCGGGCUAGUGCUAUCGCCGCCGUGGUUGCUGCAGCACCUUUAGGGGGGCACAGCGUGUCCCUGCAGCGUCUCGCUGCUCUCCUUGGCUGUUCUGUUAGCUCUGCUCUGCAAUUGUGCCUUCAGCUUCCGCUUCAACGGCGGCUGUCUCAGCGGGACCAGCAGCCAGGGCAAAAGGGGCAGGUAGCCAACCUACGCUUUUCUCGUCGCGGGGAGAUUAACUAUGUAUUUUGUAAUCGCGUGGGCAAUGCUUCGCUAGUGACUAGUGAUCCACAGCUUCUGGAUCUGCUGAAGUUCAGCAAGGUGCCUUAUGGCGACGACUGGCUGCGCACGCAGCCUCCUAAAGACACACUACAGGUAGCACCCCACAACCGUACAGAGCUCCGGGAACUGAUGCUGCACGGAAAUUGCCAACAGUAA